Molecule: messenger RNA, 4165 nt
Organism: Caretta caretta (loggerhead turtle)
Lineage: Eukaryota; Metazoa; Chordata; Testudines; Cheloniidae
Biological process (GO): regulation of DNA-templated transcription
Cellular component (GO): nucleus; chromatin
Molecular function (GO): transcription coregulator activity; DNA binding
Source: RefSeq, a predicted model, not a curated record
GGAAGGAAAAGGCUUCACACUACUGGCAUGAUGUCAUUUCCAGCCACCAUGUUGGAAGCUGGCAAGACUGAAGCAUGAAGUUUCUUCUGAGUUCUUGCAGGUGGAGACGGGGUCUGCUUGCAACAGAAGAGAAAGAGAGCAAGAAGGUGCGAUUUUCAUUCCCAUUGCUUCAGCUGCCCAUGGAAAAAUAGCCUAUUGGGUCAUCAUCUGGAAGACGUGGCAAGGGGCACCAUGAGCAGCAGUGAGAAGCAAAUGGACCCUGACUCAUCCCCUCUGCCUGAGCCACCAAAGAGGAAGAGGGGAAGACCAAAGAAGCAGCCACAGGAGCUUCUGGGACCUUUGCCCCUAAAGAAACCACGAGGAAGGCCAAAAGGAAGCAAAAAACGGAAUGCCCGCGAUGGGCAGACGGUAGAAUCUUCAGCUGAGAAAAGACCAAGAGGGAGACCCCGAAAGUGGCCUCAGCUACUGAUCCAGGAGAAAGAAACUCAGGAAGGAUAUUCCCAAGAGAGCAGUGACCUGAAUUCUAAUUCACCGCCUGCCACAGGAGGCGCUCCUGGAAAAGAUUCUCAUAGGACGGGCAGGACUACAGGCCUCAGGAGAUCUCUGAGCACCGCCCCGGCUGCACCACAGUAGCACCCUGCCUGCUGAUGUUGUACUGAAGCCACAAGGAUUAGGAAAAUCAACCAACCAACCAACCUUAAUUUCACGCUUAAAAUACCCUCCACCCCAUAACUUUGGCAAACCCAGAGCCCCUGCUGCCCUCCUGCUCACCCAGACAGCAAUCUCAGGCAUGACAGCCAGAAAGCUGUAUUGAAAAAACAGCAGCCUCCUUGUGAAGGGGAUUCCCCCACCUGGUUUGUAUUAGACCUUUGCAAGGAAUUACGGUUACAUUAAUCUCUUAAAAAGACUUUACAACUUGUAACUUGUGCUGUCAGGAAUAGCCAUAGUCCCACAGGGAAUGGGGGACUUAAUAUAUGCAAACACAGUGCAGGUGACCUAGUCACACUGCCACUCUUUGAGCUCACCUAGUAACACCAUCAGGGGGAAUGGGGCAUAAGCUUCUAUUUUCAGGAGAGCAUUGAGAAAGCCUUUGGGGACCAGCUCCUGGAUUGGUUGCUGCUCAUUUCCUCGGGCAGUGAAGAAUCCUUUCUCCCACUCUCCCCAAAUAGAAAAAACAAUGGGAAUUGCCAAACUGCCAUGGGCCAGUGCUUCAUCUAGUCAGUUACCCUUGCUUCAGUCUAGAGACCUUGGAGGAAAACGUAAGACUUGAAAAAGCUGGACUGCUGGGCGGGGGAGGGGUAGGUCUUCCUCCCCUGUUGAUAAUCUUGCUCCCUGAAACAUUUGGGUUGAUGAACCUUAUUUUUUAUCCUAGCUAGUGUCAGUCCGGGGGUUAUUUGGGGGGCCAUAUCCCCACAACCAGUCCACACCCAGGAACAACUCUCAGUGAAGUCAAUGAGAAUAUUUCAUGAGUAAGCACUAGAUAAACACAGAGUAAAGACCCCUGGAUUCUUAACAGGCAUGUCUGCAAAAAAAAGGGUUGCUUCUUUACUGAGCCUCAUGACUGGUUUUACCAACUCCAAAACCACCUUGGAAAUUCAGUCACCCCCUGGUGUGUCUGCAUGUUUAGAAACUAAACAUAUGGCAUCCUCUGAUCUUUAUACACUCCAAUUUCAGGAGUGCCUUUGGAUAUAGUGAUAGCCAGUCAGUUUUGGGUUAUUGCAAGUGGCUGUUGGCAUCAUGCUUCUGUGCCAGAUUUGAUCUAUCCAAGUCUUGGGGUCCAGGGUGUUUUUAAUAUCCAGUCCCACGCAGUGGAAAUCCACUGGUAUUUUCUAUCCCUUGGAAUGAAUUCCUGCCUCAUAAAAUCGGCGGAGUAGAUAUUUCAAUUAUAUGGGACAAGAUAUAAAAGUGGACAGCUUUUACACUCGUUAAAAUAUUUAGUAGGACAUAAUUGGCUAUAUAUUUAGGGAAGCAACAGCAGAAACCUGUGAAAUGGCUGGAUUUAUUGAGCUCAAACGUUGACCUUUUACCAAAGAUCUGUUCCUUUAGCAGGUAAUUAUUUCACAUAGAAAAAUCCCUGUAGCUUUUUAGGAGGAAUGGUUAACUCUGGAGAUGGGUAAUAGAAUUUGGGGCAUUUCACCUCUAGGCUCUGAGAUCAAAUCCAAUCCAACAUAAUAGUAACAAAGGAUUUUAGACCCCUAACUUCCAUUUAUUUUAAUGAAAGUUUGGCAUCUAAGACCCAGUUCCAAAGGGAUUAAGACCUUGAUCCUGUAGUUGACUCCACGCAGGGGGACUUCUUGCUCUAAUAGUUGUUUCUGUCUAAUGGCUGCUCUAUGGUAGUCUACUUGAAAUGAGUUAGAAUGACUCAGCUGAGUUCCUAGUGGAACACCACAUCACAAUAACCAUUUCCGCUCUUCUGACAGUCUUAUCAGAGCAGGCAAGGCUGAAGUGGUGCAGAUACUGAAUGACUUUAUCAAUGUGGUGGUCACCCCCAAGUCAAGAAUGAGGCAGGUGGGUGAGGGUUGGGGAAGAUUGCACUGCUACUUAUGCUAUCCCUGUUCUAUAGAUAAGUAGAGGAAUUUAGGUCCCAGGGCUGACAAUGUAAUGGCUUUCCUAAGCAAUAAAUCUCCUCCCAGAUAUACAGAGAGAAAAUUUUAGCCUUGCAAAAUUUCCAUGAAAAUUUAUCAGCACAGGCACAAAAACUGCCCUGGACUAUGCUGCUGAUGCAAACUGAUGAGGAAGGAAGGAAUAAUAUUUCACUCACCUAUAGUUUUCUUGUAAGUAUUCUUGCUGAAUAGUCCAUCUUCCCCAGAUGGACAAAAUAUUAUUUGUGGUUUCCACCAUCCUUCUCCAUGAGUGCAAUGAUGGUGCUUUGGAAGGGGAAAGGUGAGCAUGUUUCCUGCUGCAUUUUCCUUAAUUUUUUUUAGAUACCUCCACUGCUUACCACUUUUAACUAUUCCCAAACCUGGCUGCAGCGGCAUAAUGGGUGAGAUUCAUAUUUUUUGGUACAUUCCAUUAGAGGAUCCAUUUUAUGCUCUUCUGAGUUCAGCUACUGGAGCUGGGCUUCGUAUCAGGUGGAUACAAUCAUUUAGUUGUGGCUCAUCUCACAACUCAAAGGCUGUGCUGGAUGGACACAGAAAUCCAUUUCAAGUUCUUGACUCCAGGUGAAUUGACAGACUGUAGGAGUUCUGUCUGCCAGACUCUAAAUGCUGAUUUAGCUAAUAUUUUUCAUCUGUGAGUGUGACAGGCAAAAAUGCCAGACUUGGAUUUUCUCUUCACCUGAAAUGGAUUUGGAGUAAGCAUUUGUACAAUAUGUGGUCUGGUUAAUUACUGUAUCGUGAUUGAUGUUCAGGCAUUUCUCAGUAUAUUAUCUAGAUCUUUCUCAGUUGGUGUGCGUGCACAACGACAGGGAAAGGAGACUGGCUUUUGUUUUAACACAAAUGACUGAAAAAUCUGGUUAGUUUCAGGUAGGGAGGGCAGUUCCCCUUUGGUCACAUCAGUGUCCUCUGUCUUGUAAAACGGGUCAGUCUUUGCUACCUCUUGCUGUCUCAUUCAGCAACCACAACAGAAAAAGUUGCCAUAAAAGCAUGGCUAUAUUGGGAACAACAAGCAGAAUUCUAUAUUGCUGGGAGAUAAUCUGUGUCUGCUCCUUUUAAGAGUCUGGUGCUGUGAAAAACCUACCUGUACUUUUUGUUUCAAUCUUCCUGUAGAGACCGGGGGUGAAAACCUGGCCCAGCUGAAGUUAAUGGCAAAAUUGCUGUUGCCUUUAAUGGGGCCAGGAUUUCACCCUAUAGCUUUAUUAGUUCUUAGGAAAAAAAACUAGAACGCUUUUUAUUCCCCAUGUUUGACUUUUCAGUCUGUGCAAAACAAUGGGCCAGAACCAAAACCCUGCAUCUAAACAAAUGAUUUUAGUUUGCAAUGCAAUCAGAUCAAAUAUAUCAAGUCCUGCAAUCAAAUCAAAAUAACUACAAGACAGACAGAUUCAAAAUCUCAGUAGCCAGAUUCUGAUUUUGCAGAAUAAAAAUUGCGGUGGUUUGGAUCCACAUCCCAUUUUAUAUGUGCUCUAAAGUUUGGUAGGAUCAGCUAAAUGGUUCUGGUUUUGGCCCAUGGAUAAUGAUAAUGUUAAUUUGGGAUUAGCUUUUAAUUUUGUUAAUAAAGAUGUAAGUCA